Molecule: messenger RNA, 3029 nt
Organism: Pipistrellus kuhlii (Kuhl's pipistrelle)
Lineage: Eukaryota; Metazoa; Chordata; Mammalia; Chiroptera; Vespertilionidae
Gene: HSPA12B
Product: heat shock protein family A (Hsp70) member 12B
Exons: 13
Coding region: 142-2202 (686 amino acids)
Source: RefSeq, a predicted model, not a curated record
GGGCGGCGCGGGGCGGCGGCGGCGCAGGGAGGGCCGUCGAGGGCUGCGGACGCCGUGCAGGGCGCUGCCGCGGGCUGGGGCCGCGGUCCGGGCGGCGGGCGGAUCGCGCUGUCGGAGGGCGGAGCCUCAGGGCCUGCAAAGAUGCUGGCUGUCCCGGAGAUGGGCCUGCAGGGGCUGUACAUCGGCUCCAGCCCAGAGCGGUCCCCCAUUCCCAGCCCACCCGGCUCCCCAAGGACCCAGGAAAGCUGUGGCAUUGCCCCCCUCACACCCUCGCAGUCUCCAAAGCCUGAGGCCCGAGCCCCCCAGCAGGCCUCCUUCUCUGUGGUGGUGGCCAUCGACUUCGGGACCACUUCCAGUGGCUAUGCCUUCAGCUUCGCCAGCGACCCUGAGGCCAUCCACAUGAUGAGGAAGUGGGAGGGCGGGGACCCAGGCGUGGCGCACCAGAAGACCCCCACCUGCCUCCUGCUGACCCCGGAGGGCGCCUUUCACAGCUUUGGCUACACCGCCCGCGAUUACUACCACGACCUGGACCCCGAGGAGGCUCGGGACUGGCUCUACUUCGAGAAGUUCAAGAUGAAGAUCCACAGCGCCACGGAUCUCACCUUGAAGACCCAGCUGGAGGCCGUCAAUGGAAAGAAAAUGCCUGCCCUGCAGGUGUUCGCCCAUGCCCUGCGCUUCUUCAAGGAGCAUGCUCUCCAGGAGCUGCGGGAGCAGUGCCCAUCGCUGCCCGAGAAGGACACUGUGCGCUGGGUGUUGACGGUGCCCGCCAUCUGGAAACAGCCCGCCAAGCAGUUCAUGCGGGAGGCCGCCUACCUGGCGGGCCUGGUGUCCAGAGACACGGCAGAGCAGCUGCUCAUCGCGCUGGAGCCCGAGGCGGCCUCGGUGUACUGCCGCAAGCUGCGCCUGCACCAGCUCCUGGACCUGAGCUGCCGGGCCCCGGGCAGCGGGCGCCUGGGCGAGCGCCGCUCCAUCGACUCCAGCUUCCGACAAGCGCGCGAGCAGCUGCGAAGGUCCCGCCACAGCCGCACAUUCAUGGUGGAGUCGGGGGUCGGAGAGCUGUGGGCAGAAUUGCAAGCAGGAGACCGCUACGUGGUGGCAGACUGCGGCGGCGGCACGGUGGACCUGACGGUGCACCAGCUGGAGCAGCCCCAUGGCACCCUCAAGGAGCUCUACAAGGCGUCCGGUGGCCCCUACGGCGCGGUGGGCGUGGACCUGGCCUUCGAGCAGCUGCUGGGUCGUAUCUUCGGCGUGGACUUCAUUGCCACCUUCAAAAGGCAGCGGCCCGCAGCCUGGGUCGAUCUGACCAUCGCCUUCGAAGCCCGCAAACGCACGGCAGGCCCUCACCGCGCGGGGGCGCUCAACAUCUCCCUGCCCUUCUCCUUCAUCGACUUCUACCGCAAGCAGCGCGGCCACAACGUGGAGACGGCGCUGCGCAGGAGCAGCGUGAACUUCGUGAAGUGGUCCUCCCAAGGGAUGCUCAGGAUGACUUGUGAGGCCAUGAACGAGCUCUUCCAGCCCACCGUCAGAGGGAUCAUCCAACACAUAGAGGCGCUGCUGGCGCGGCCAGAGGUGCAGGGCGUGAAGCUGCUGUUCCUGGUGGGCGGUUUCGCCGAGUCGGCGGUGCUGCAGCACGCGGUGCAGGCGGCGCUGGGCCCCCGCGGGCUGCGCGUGGUGGUCCCGCACGACGUGGGCCUCACCAUCCUCAAGGGCGCCGUGCUGUUCGGCCAGGCGCCCGGCGUGGUGCGGGUGCGCCGCUCGCCGCUCACCUACGGCGUGGGCGUGCUCAACCGCUUCGUGGACGGGCGCCACCCGCCCGACAAGCUGCUGGUGCGCGACGGCCGCCGCUGGUGCACCGACGUGUUCGAGCGCUUCGUGGCGGCCGAGCAGUCGGUGGCGCUGGGCGAGGAGGUGCGACGCAGCUACUGCCCGGCGCGCCCCGGCCAGCGGCGCGUGCUCAUCAACCUGUACUGCUGCGCCGCCGAGGACGCGCGCUUCAUCACCGACCCCGGCGUGCGCAAGUGCGGCGCGCUCAACCUCGAGCUCGAACCCGCGGACGGCGGCCCGGACGCCGCCGGCGCGCCCCCCGGACGCCGCGAGAUCCGCGCCGCCAUGCAGUUUGGCGACACCGAAAUUAAGGUCACCGCCGUGGACGUCAGCACCAACCGCUCGGUGCGAGCCUCCAUUGACUUUCUUUCCAACUGAAGGCGCGCGGGGGGCGGGGGGGGCGGUGCCAGCCGGGCUCCGUCCGGCCCCGCCCACCUUCGGUUUGGAGCGCGGGAGGGCGUGCAAACAUCCCGGUUCUGGUAUCAGCGCUCCUUCCCCCGCCCUCCUGCCCGGGGAGAUGAGGUGGCAGGAGGGUGGGUGGGGAAACAUCCAGAGGCUCGGCCCAGACUGACUGUAAGGCUGAAGGACUCUGCCAAGGACUGGGGUCAAGGAGGCUUGAUGGGCACGCCCAUAGGGAACACGUGACUCCGAAGGCAGAAUGCUCCAGAUGACUGGGUCCCGGCCAGAACUGGGGGUGGGGGGUGGGUGCAGUUGGGAGGGAGAGGCCAGGCAAGACUCAUAGCGGAGGGGCAGCAGGAGGAAGGGGGUUGUCUGGGACCGAUUGGUGGGCACACAGGGAGGGGGCAGAGCAGCCCCGCACCACAGGAAAGUGACACAAGAGGGACAGGGGUGGCAGGGCCUUCCUGGGGUGGUGCUGACCACCCAUGUAUGACUGUUAAUUGUAGAAAGGGCAGUAGCAGGCUAAUGAGACGUGUACAGGGUGAAGGCACUUCUGAGGGAAUGUGGGUAGCAUGCUGGGGGCGGGCUUUCCUUCGGGACAGAUGAAGGCCCCCAGGGCAACCUGUGAAUGACCCACUUGAACCCUACCCCAGCCACAAAAUGGGGGAGGGACAUUAGGAGGUCAAAGGGGACACUAAGGACUGUCUCAGCUCUGCCAGACAACUCAAUGUGCCAGUAUGCCCGCCCAGACAUGGAACAGCCUUACCUGCCCAAGGUGACAAUAAAGCAUUUGCGCUGGUACCUCA